UAUUCCCUGUGGCGUCUUUGUCUGCAGGAAUCACUUGACCCCACCAACCCGCUUUGUGCAGACUCUUCGUCGGCGGUAUCCAAUCCAGCAGGCCCAGUAUGCCUCGCUGGGGGCCCUGCCCACAGUAUGCUGGGAUGGCUUUCAGAAGAAGAGCGUACUUUCUGCUCGCAACUCUAGCAUGGUGCAGAGCCCAGUAACAGUGAAGAUUGCUCCGCCAGACAGCAACCUGUCCCAUUCUCCCAUCUUGGAGCAGUUGAUUUCACCAGUGGCCUUAUCAUCCAACAGCACCCUGGAUCCAUGUGCAAAAGAGACUGUGCUCAGUGCCCUUAAGGAGAGCAGGAAGAGGGCUGUGGAGGAGGAAGAUGACCAAACUUUCCCCAUUGAACAGGAAAACAAAAGGAGGCGACAUGACAGCAGUGGGAGUGGACAGUCAGCAUUUGAGCCUCUGGUGGCAAAUGGAGCCCCAGCCUCUCUUGUACCCAAGCCAGGCUCUCUGAAGAGGGGUCUUACCUCCCAGUGUCUAGAUGAGUGCCUAAACAAGAGAUCACGUAGCAGUUCCAUCAGCUCCGUGAACAACAUGUACGCAGGUGGGAUUCCCAGCUCCAUUCGCAAUGCCAUCGCCAGCUCCUACAGCUCUACCCGGGGCCUCUCGCAGGUGUGGAAGAGAAGUGGCCUGAGUACUUCCCCUCUUUCCAGUCCAGCAUCUUCCCGCUCUCAGACACCAGAGAGGCCUCUUAAGAAAGCAAGAGAAGAAGAGCCACAUCGAUCUAGUACUUCCACCCCAGUGAAAUCUGACAUGGAACUGCAGACAGAGAGAGCUGUGGAGACCCCUGUGCAAAAGAAGCAAAGUUCCUUGAGCUUACCCUCCCUGUCAGAGAGCAGUGGGAAGCGCAAGCGGAAGAUCCAGCUGCUGUCCUCUCGCCGAGGAGACCAGCUUGCCUUGCCUCCUCCCCCUCAGCUGAGCUUUCCUGUCACAGUCGAGGACUUGGAUGCAGAAAAGAAGGCAGUGCUCAAGUGUUUCAACAAAGUCUUGGAGGAUAAGACUGUAGAUUCGCCUGCAACCAGUUCUGCAGAGACCAUCCCUGCAUCCAAACCCCUGUCAUUCACACUGAUGUCUACUGGGCCUACAUCUGUAUUGACAGCUCCUCUGGUUGCCAGCACUGGCUCCUUGCUGGAAAGUCUGAAGAAAAUGCAGAACAGCCAGAGUAUUCCUGUGCUUUCAGAUUCGACAGGAGUUGCAGCGACUUCUCAGCCAGUUCCAGCAGCCCCUCUGUUGUCAGUCUCCAAUGUACCACUGAAUUCAAGCUCAUUGUCUGUUACAGCAUCUGACUCAAAGCUUGUGCCCAUGUUAAACUUACCUGUUCCAUUAGCCCCUCCCUGCUCCCUUGUCCAGCCUGGCGGCAGUGAAAGCAGCCUGGGGGUUCCCACUUCACUGGAGCUAGGCCCGACCCCUAGCAAACCUCCCUCCUCCCCUAAACCAAGCAUCCUUUUUGGGAUGCUGAGCAUUCCUCCUGCCAGCCAGCCUGCAGCAGCAACAGCUACAUCUUCCACCCCAGCCACCACUGCCCCUGUGUUUAAGCCAAUCUUUGGCACCUUGCCAAAAAGCGAGAACAUGGUGCCUUCUGCAGCUGGCACUUCCACAACAGUCACAGUGUCUUCCAGUGCUACAUCUCUCUCAACAACCUCCCCUGCCAGCACCACAAUGUUCAAGCCUGUUUUUGGGAGUUUGACGACAUCUGGACCCUCAGCAACAGCUUCUCCCUUUGCGUUUAAGCAGGCUUCUCAGCUGGCAUCCACUGCUGAUCUGACCACAGCUUCCACCACAGCCACCCCUGUGUUUGCCAGCUUCCCCAAUAGCAUCUUCACAACUGCAGCAACGACCAGCACUGUACUGAGUACCAUCACUGAAUGCACUACGAAGCCCAUGUUCAGUUUUGGGCUUAACCUGCCGAGUUCCACCAGUGUGUCAGCCAGCCCAGCUGUCAGCACAGCCACCUCCACCAGUGCAUCUCAGCCCUUCCUCUUUGGAGCCCCUUCAAGCUCAGUUCCCAGCACAGAAGCAGGCUUUGCGUCCACAGGCCCUGCUUUUGGGUUUGGAAAGCCUGCUGUCACCACAGCUACUACCACCACUAAUGUUCCAGUGGGCUCCACCUUUGGCCAUGCACCCUUGAAUGUAGCACAGGCCACCCCUUCCACCAUUACCACCACCACCACCACCGGCUUCAGUAUUUUUGGCAGCACUGCUCUGACUUCAACCCCAGCAACAGCAGGCCAGUCAACACUGUCUUUUGGCUCUUCCCUCACUCCGUUUUGUUCCUUUGGCACUGGUGCCAAACCACCCCCUGCAUACUCGGGGGCAGCUAGUCAGCCUGCAUUUGGCACUGGUACCCCAGACAGCCAGCAGUCUGCCAACAAGCCUACAGCUGGCCCAGCAAGCUUUAGUGCCCCUUUCAGCUUUGGAGCCUCCACAACCCAGUCUACUGCUCAGCCAGCAUUUGGCAGCAACACUCAGCCAGCCUUUGGUGCCAACAGCCAGGCUUCCUUCCGCACAAGCAGCAGCCAGCCAGCGUUUGGAGGCACCACAUCCAUCUUCUCCUUUGGAACAGCCACCACAACCACCACAUCAAGUUUUGGUUCCAACACCCAGACUACAAACAGUGGGGCCAGGGGCAUGGUGUUUGGCAGUGCCACUGCAUCUCCAUUCACUUUUGGGGCAUCCACCCAGCAAAGCACAGGACCCAGUGCCUUUGGCAUUGGAACACCUUCCCUAGGUGGAAGUACUCCUGCUGUAGCAUUUAAUUUUGGGGCUGGGCAGAGCGGAUCGGCAGGUGCCAUAACACUCUUUGGUUCCCCCCUGACGCAGAACACGCUGGGUGCCCAGAACCAGAGCACGUCAUUUGCCUUCUCUGCAGCUGGCACACCUGAUAACAAGCCUGUGUUCGGAGGAACUCCUGCACCCAGUUUUGGGCAGAGUACCCCUGUCCCAGGAGGAGCAGGAGGUGGGAGCAACAGCCUUUCCUUUGGAACCCCCAGCACUCCUGCCUCAGGUUUUGGAAGUGUGGGGCCAUCAUUUGCACCAUCAUUCUCCAUUGGGUCAGGAUCCAAGACUGGGGCCCGUCAGCGCCUGCAGGCACGAAGGCAGCACACCCGCAAAAAGUAGCCUCGUCAAUUUUCUGGCCAUGAAUUUCUGGCCUUGCUGCGAUAAGCCCCAGCCCAGCUGCUUGAGCCAAGACUCAAUGUAGAGCGACCAGCUACACAAGCAGCUGAGCCCCUGCAGUUCAGGUGCUCGUGUCUGUGAAAUCCAUUGGAGCCAGUUCUGGGUGGCAGCAACUCUUCUACAUGAGAUGGGGCAAACCAAACCCUUCUUACUUGAACACUUCUACAGCCGAGACUGGAUAAACCUCUGUACAUAUCUACAGUGUUUCCUCCCUAACUUUUUUUUCUCCAUGUUUCAUAAUGUUUAAAAUUCUCCCAUUGCUUCCUGUAGCUGCUCCUGUGCCCUUCUUUCCCUGACUACACUGACAGGCUGGUCUCCAUGGGCUGAGCAUGCAGAGCAGGAGCUUGUGGAGAUACUGUGGGUGCUGGCCCCAGGGUCACAUUCCCAGCCUGUGUCUGACAGUGACUGACACCCUGCUGCUUCAGCUGCCAUCUCCCUGUGUUCCUACCUCCCUACCCUGCUAAGUGGCAUGUUCCCCCGCCCUCUGGGCAGGCCAGAGGUAGCAGUUUUGUCCUGAACUGCUGUUCCUGGGUUGGGGAAGAAUCUUCACUGGUCAAGAAGCCUUUCCCUGUGGUGUAAUCUAAUGACCCAGUAAAAGCCCCUCCUCCUGAAGGACUGCUCUGAUUUGGCCUAGCAGGUGCCUACUUGACAAAACUCUGCCUGGCUUACCCUUUCCAGUGAGUGGUACUGGCCCCUGCAGGGGUUUAAAUAUGUUGGUGCUCUAAAUGGAACAUGCCAUCUAGCUCCUGUAGCUCCCAAGCAUCAGCUAAGGCCUUCUGUAAUACCAUGCUCCUGGCUCAACCUCUGUUGGAAGAGAGCAGCAUGGGUGGGCCAUGUCCUUGGCUGGAGCUGUGCUGCAGGAACUAACACCACCUCUGCACCAGAGGGAGAACAGGAGUCUGGUACCCUUCGGUACAUGAUAAGUGUCCUGAGUUUGUGCUCUGGCCUGUGGGAUGGGUGCUGCCACUUAUGAUUUCAGCCAUCUGUGAUGCUUUGGGUUAGUUUCUACAGAUCUUGUCUGUGUAAAGCCCUGUAUGUUCUGCUCUCUGUUUACGCUCACUGAAUCGAGUUUGGAGGAAGAAUUGAACCGUAUGCGUGGCGGCAUGUUGGUAAUGCCGGACUUGCUGUUUUAAAGUUUUUUGGGGGCGGGGGAUGCACCCUGGCUAAUUGGUUGUCAACAGUAGCAUCUUUGUGUGGCUACUAGUGGUGAGUGAAUUCUGUAUUUUAACUGUUGUGACUGAAAGAAUGGCAGCUGUGGGGUGGGCAUCACAUUGUGGCAGCCUCUUCAUAGCCUGUGCUCUAGGCUGGGUCUGUUCUCAAUCUGCCCCAUAAACCAGGCUCACGACCUAGCCUAGGUUCUGUGGUGUACUGAUAGGAGCCAUCUCCCAGGUGCAAGAGACCUCUUGGCUCUAGCUAAAGACACUAAA
Gavialis gangeticus (Gharial) is the source of this 4644-nucleotide messenger RNA. RefSeq names its product nuclear envelope pore membrane protein POM 121C-like. Gene Ontology annotation, biological process: protein import into nucleus; RNA export from nucleus. The transcript is spliced from 12 exons. NCBI's taxonomy places the organism in Eukaryota, Metazoa, Chordata, Crocodylia, Gavialidae. Gene Ontology annotation, molecular function: structural constituent of nuclear pore. Gene Ontology annotation, cellular component: nuclear pore. Bases 179 to 3160 code for a protein of 993 amino acids. The record is from RefSeq and is a predicted model, not a curated record.